AUGGGCCAGUCUCUUUACCUUCUUUCAAUCGCUCUGCACCUGUCUAGCAGCUGGGCUGCUCCUCAGUUCAGCAGUGGUGCUCCCGGGCUCCCGAGCGGACGUCCAACCGACUUCCCCACGGGCAUUCCCACGCCUGGACCGCUCCCUACUGGCCGUCCAACGGGCAUCCCGAGCGGUAUUCCCAGCGGUAUUCCCAGUGGUGUCCCGAGCGGUAUCCCAAGCGGCGUUCCCAGCGCUGACCUUGAGGUACGCCAGGUACCAACGCCAACUGGUAUCCCAACCGGUUGGCCCACUGGUAUUCCAACAGACUGGCCAACCGACAUCCCGACUGGUUGGCCAACUGGCUGGCCAACCGGCUGGCCAACUGAAAUUCCUACUGGUUUCCCAACCGGUAGACCUACCCCGAGCGGGAUCCCUAGCGGUAUCCCAAGCGGCGCUCCUAGCCCUGAUCUUGAGGAGCGCCAGAUACCAACACCAACUGGUAUCCCAACCGGUUGGCCCACUGGCAUUCCAACUGGCUGGCCAACCGAUAUCCCGACUGGUUGGCCAACCGACUUCCCAACUGGUUGGCCAACCGACUUCCCAACUGGUUGGCCAACCGACUUCCCAACUGGCUGGCCAACUGGCCCCGUCCCUACUCCCUCUGGACCAUUCCCCACUCCCAGUGGCAUUCCCGGGGGCCCCUCCAACGUCGAUGAUGUGAAUGCCCUGGCUGCUCCUCCUACUAGUGGCCCUGGUGGCCCAGUGCACACUCCUCAUCCUUCUCACACUGGUCCUCCUCCUUCAGUCUCUCACUCUAGCCGCCCUGUCCCUACUCCUGGCCCUCCCCCAUCGUCGGGCUUCCACACCCGCACCCGAACUGCGACCCUCUAG
Clonostachys byssicola is the source of this 873-nucleotide messenger RNA. The record is from the annotation of a GenBank genome assembly. NCBI's taxonomy places the organism in Eukaryota, Fungi, Ascomycota, Sordariomycetes, Hypocreales, Bionectriaceae.